Messenger RNA from Notodromas monacha, 969 nucleotides. NCBI's taxonomy places the organism in Eukaryota, Metazoa, Arthropoda, Ostracoda, Podocopida, Cyprididae. The record is from the annotation of a GenBank genome assembly.
AUGUUCCAUGGCCCCUGGCAAGCGCGACCCUUCAACAACAGAUACAAAUGCUACUCCAUUUCCAUGUUCCCGGGUAAAGAGCGUGGUCAUAUUGAGAAAGGCGGCAAGAUCAUCAUGCCGCAAUCAGCGUUGGACCAGCUGACUCAACUGAACAUGCCUUAUCCUCUUCUCUUCAAGUUGACCAACGAAACUGCUAACAGGGUCACACAUUGUGGCGUGCUCGAAUUUGUGGCUGAGGAAGGGAAGCUUUACGUACCGUAUUGGAUGAUGCGGAACUUGUUGCUUCAGGAAGGAGAAAUGGUUCGAGUCCAGACUGUGAAUUUGCCGAGCGCGACGUUCACAAAGUUCAAGCCCUUGUCUGUGACUUUCCUCGAAAUCACGAAUCCGAAAGCAGUCCUGGAGAACGCACUGAGGACUUACGCUUGUUUAACUGCGGGGGACGUGAUCGCGAUCCAUUACAACGACACUGUUUACGAGAUUUCGGUUUUGGAAACGAAACCGGCUCAGGCUGUGAGCAUAAUCGAAUGUGACAUGGAUGUAGACUUCGCUCCUCCGGAGGGAUACAAAGAAGAAUUCCAAAAACGCUCGUCAGCACCAUCAACAACUUCUCAGACUCCUGCUAUUGUCAGAAUCACGCCAGAAGCUGCAGACGACAAGCGAUUAUCAUUUGCGCUAUUACUCAGGAACUUUCAAGCAUUUGCGGGGAAAGGACGACGUUUGAAUGAUCGCAAUGGGCAAUCACUAACUCCAGAAGGAAAUUCGACGGAAGUGGCGGAAAUUGAGAAAGUUGGCAUUCCGGACUUUGAUUUCAAAAUUGGUCGAUUGACUUUCAUGCCAGGCGUUCGACUGGAUUAUACCGAGGAAGGCGAUAGGCAAGAUGUCGAGACAGGUUUCAACGCGUUUAGCGGAACGGGUCAUACACUCAGGCAAGGUGGCAAAUCCGAGGCCGGGAAAAAGAAACAAAAGUGA